AUGGAUAAUCCGAAGGUUCAAGAGAUCCUAGAGAAGCAAGUUCUUACAGUGGUCAAAGCCGUCGAAGACAAGCUCGAUGACGAAAUUCAUGCCCUAGAUCGGCUCGACCUUGACGAUAUCGAGGCAUUAAGAGAACGAAGGUUGCAACAGAUGAAGAAAAUGGCGGAGAAGCGUAGCCGUUGGAUUUCACUCGGUCAAGGCGAGUAUUCUGAGAUCCCCACCGAAAAGGAAUUCUUCUCCGUCGUUAAGGCCAGUGAGCGCGUCGUCUGCCAUUUCUAUCGUGAAAACUGGCCUUGUAAGGUAAAUAUAUAAUGUAAAUUAUGUUUUUCUGAUUUAGAAUGAUAUGGUUUUUUUUUGGGGAUUUGAAUUGCAUUGUUUGGUUGGUGGCUGAAAUAAGAGGAAAAGGAAGGAGAAUUGGAGCCUGAAAUCAUUUUUGCUUGUUCUCAUUUGGAAAGAUGAGGUUUUUAGAGGCUAUUGUUGAUAAUUUCUUAUUCUAAGUUUGGUUCUCUACACUAUACUAUGGUCGAUUGGGGUUUAGGGUCAAAUGGGAGCUAGAAUAUGUGUGUGGGUGUGUUUUUUUUACGAGAUCUUACUGCCAUAGAGUAUAGAAGGACACUAAUAGCAUGAUUUCUUAAAUGUGCUUGUGUUGUUUUCUACAAGCUGUAUCAUAUUAAUAGCUAACAAAAAGAAGUUACAAUUUUGACAAUGUUUAAGUGAUCCCAUAUCCAUUGACAACACCACCGCCACACCUGCAUCAAUAAUUGCGACCACCCACGCCCACCAUCAAAACGAUCACCAGAGCCAGCUAUUGCAGAUACUACCAUCAAAUUCAGCACCACCGUUUUUUCCCUGCAGGUUGGAUGGGUCGUUGAUUGUGGCCAUGGAUGGAACCAUCUAUAGGCCAAGAGGGGCCAUGUUGCCCCUCAUAUUUUCAAAAAAGCCUUUAACCCUCUGAAAUUUUCAAAAA
Molecule: messenger RNA, 967 nt
Organism: Ilex paraguariensis (yerba mate)
Lineage: Eukaryota; Viridiplantae; Streptophyta; Magnoliopsida; Aquifoliales; Aquifoliaceae
Source: the annotation of a GenBank genome assembly